Messenger RNA from Fopius arisanus, 1302 nucleotides. Its product is annotated as hexokinase-1. The transcript is spliced from 5 exons. Lineage: Eukaryota; Metazoa; Arthropoda; Insecta; Hymenoptera; Braconidae. Gene Ontology annotation, biological process: intracellular glucose homeostasis; glucose metabolic process; carbohydrate phosphorylation. Gene Ontology annotation, cellular component: mitochondrion; cytosol. The record is from RefSeq and is a predicted model, not a curated record. Gene Ontology annotation, molecular function: fructokinase activity; D-glucose binding; glucokinase activity. Bases 238 to 1287 code for a protein of 349 amino acids.
GCACUCGCGGUCAGUCUUCUGACAACGAUGAACAUUCGGUGAUACCGCAGUCAUACGAGCAGUUACGUCGAAAAAUUCAACGGAUACCGCGGAUAUCGCGAUACGUCAAGAGUUCAACCUCCCACCCACCCCCUCCCAUCAAUUAGGGGCACGUGGAGAAAACAUUGAAGCAAUUAUUCUUCACAUUUUUACGUCGACAACAACGAUUUUCUUCAGGAGAUUGAGGGAAAUCGAAGAAUGAUGGUUCCAACAGAGAGAGCCCUCCAUGAAGCCAUUCAGGUCGCCCCCCUGGAUCUCCCAGAUGAUGUCAAACGGCAAAAGAUUGAGAAUUUGCUGGCGCAGAUGAGACUCUCUGGUGCUACAGCGAGAAAAAUUCAGGAUAUAUUUUUAUCGGAAAUGAAUAAAGGCAUUCAUCAGCAGGAUUCGUCAUUGCAGAUGGAGAAUACGUAUAUUCCUGAAUUACCUGAUGGAACAGAGGAGGGUUUAUUCCUGGCACUCGACCUGGGAGGUACCAAUUUUCGCGUCCUCUUAUUGGAGUUAGUUAAUGGAGUAGUGGUACGAGAGGAUGUCAAGAAAUAUCAUAUAGGAGCUCAUUUGAGGGUGGGGUCUGGAAUUCCCCUGUUCGAGUAUCUAGCCGAAUGCGUCAGCAAUUUCGUGAUUAGCGAGGGUCUCCAGGACGUCGAGCUUCCUCUAGGUUUCACCUUCUCCUUUCCAAUGAUCCAGCACUCGUUGGACGUUGGUAUUCUCGUAACUUGGACCAAGAGUUUUAAUUGUCCCGAUGUUGUUGGUAAGGAUUGCGUGGCACUUCUGGAGGAAGCGCUGGAACGACGUGGAGACACUAGAGUCAAAGUUGUCGCUGUAUUGAACGAUACAACAGGCACAUUGCUACAAGGAGCAACUCAGGAUCCUCACACAGCUAUGGGGCUUAUCCUAGGGACUGGCAGCAAUGCCUGUUAUCUAGAGAGAGCUGAUAAGGUCGAGCACUGGGAGCCUGAACGACAUGGAGAACGCGAGGUGAUCAUUGAUGUCGAGUGGGGGGCAUUUGGAGAUAAUGGAGUCCUAGAUUUCAUAAAAACCGAUUUCGAUCGGCAGAAUGAUGCCAACUCACUGCUCGUCAGCUCAUUCACAUUCGAAAAAUACAUCAGUGGAAAAUAUCUAGGGGAAAUUGUCCGGUGUAUUCUCAUAAAAUUGUCAAAAGACGGUUUAUUAUUCGCACGAGGAACUCCCGAAUCUCUUCUCGUCUCCGGAUGUUUCCUGACAGAUUACAUUUCCCUAAUUGAACAGUAAAUAUUCAUUCACUAC